AUGGGGAGCAACUCUUCUCCCAGUGAGUUCUAUCAGCUGGAUUGCCUUCUCGGCUGUGAGGAGUUAGUGGAGUUUGGUGGAGAGGAUCUGUGCUCGUCCGUAGUGGAGCAGGUGUUGGGGUUGUGCUUCGAUGGAGAUCCCAACCUUGUGGCAGGAGACGCAUGGUCUGGUGGAGUCGUUCAGGAGGAGGAAAACUCCUCUGGGACGACGGCGAGACCGGGAAGGGACCGGGCCCGGACCUUGGUCUCGGAGAGGCACAGAGGGCGGAUGAAGGAGAAGCUCUAUGAACUACGUUCAGUGGUACCUAAUAUUACCAAGGUCUCUCUCUCUCUCCCCCUUCUCCCCUUCUCUCAUUCUCCGCUAUCCGUCAUAUUCUUCCCCGGUUUUCAAUUUUUGCUGCCAUUUGUUCUUCUUUCAGGAUUUCUCACACGACAGCCCUUUCAGAAACAACUGAAGUUAGUACUCUUGAUGAUAAUAUGGAUGAAUAUAUUGUCGACAAAGGAACAAUGAAUAAUCUAUUCCGCUUUCGGUUGAGGUUUUUGUUUUUCACCUCAUAUAACUUAAUAUUAGGUUUGCGCAUGGAGAUGUUGUUAAAGUUUUUUUGUGUGGUCAUUGUUAAUGGUAAGUUAGAAUAUGCUAUUUAAACAAUUAUAACCUUUUGGAUUAUUUUUUCAUUUAACUUUUCAGCACAACAUUAUCAGAACUUUUAGUUGUACUCUUAAGUUGUAUAGCCUAUGAGAAAUCGCACGCGAGGUGGGUCAUAGGUGAAAAGCUUGUCUUGAUUAUAAAUUAAAACUCGCCUGAAUAGUCAAAAUUUAAAUAUUCCACGUCCUAUUUCUUGUGGUCGAUAUUUCGACAAAUAUUUCAAACAAAAGAUACUAACAAUUGGAGUUCUUGGGUCAUUGCAAGAUGGUGGAAACAAAAUAUUUCUCGUCUGGUUUCGUGUUACGUAUAAAAACUUGGUGCAAUAGUUAAAAAUGAAACAAUCGACAUCCUAACCACUGAACUCGAUAUUUUCUCAAUAAUUUCCUACAAAAAAUACGAGUAAAUUAGAGUUCUUGAGUCAUGACAAGCUAAUAGAAACAAAUCGAACUCAAUUCAUCUUGGUAAUGACUGGGUUUUCUUCUUCUUAUUCUUCUUGUGUUUGUUUUCGUAUUACAGAUGGACAAGGCAUCCAUUAUCGGAGACGCCAUCAUGUACGUGAAAGGUUUGCAGAAGCCAAGACGCUCACAGAGGAGAUCGCCCGACUGGAGUCCUUGGCCGAAGCAGCCUAUUGCUCCCAUCUUCAUCAUCGCGAACCAGAGACACUUGGCGCCAUGGAUCCUCUCCCCAAGAGGGUGAUGCUAGAGUUCUCAGGGUGCGGGCUGGGGGACAAGAGGUUCCACAUAAGGUUGGUGUGCUAGAAUGGAGGAAUGCCGGCAGCCGUAUACAGAGCCUUGGAGAAGUUGACCUUCCUCCACCUGGAGAGCUCCAGCCUCUCAACUUGCUCCGAGAAGCAUGAGGUGACCCCUACCAUGAAGGCGGCGGUAGAGAGCCACAUGCUCCUGGUUUCCUCUUUUCGUUUCGGUCUGCAGGUGGAUGGAUCCGCCGGAGAGAUUCACUCGUCGGUAUUGAAGUCGUGGGUGAUGACAGUGCUUAUGGACGAGGGCUUCGGGUUCCACGUGGAGGCGAGGUCAUAAGCGUGAGAUGAAGAGAAAGUCAACUGGUAUCCCGUACUGCGACAUAAGCGACGAAGGGUGAUAGAAUGUUCGUCUACUUCUUUCCCACUUGAGCCCACAACGUCUAGUGGUAAUAUAAGAAGUCAAAUUCUCUUUUCGUCCAUUAACGUACAAAAUCGAAAAGGGUUAGGCGGUGAAUGAGGACAGACGUUCUAUUGGUUGACGAGAGAGUGGAAUCUUUCUCGAUAAGAUGGAUUCAUGAUAUCCCGCUUUAGUAAAGAAGGGAUGAACCACAGCUGCUAAGAUCAUCUGAUACUAGGCGAUUGUGGGAUCAUUUGUUUCAAUGGAUCGAGUAAACGCUUCAUCCAUAUAAGAUCCAAGUUCAUUGGUGCAACAAGAUUGACACUGUAUUUCGGCUUGUUCGUAAGGUCAAUCAUAUUUACUUUGUACUGGCGUUAGCCUUCAUGCUUUCACAAUCCCCAUCCAUCUUAAUGUCAUAUGGGAUUAAAGAAGUUCAAGUAAUGUAUGAACAUCUCUUUUAAGAUAAGCUUCACUGGCCUAUCAUCAUUAUGUAAUGUUAGGUCUACAUUCUUAAAAUAGAUCUAUUAUUCAUAUAAGUUUUCUCUUAUCUUGUAACAUCUAGCAUGCGUUUCGUUUUGGUAAUAUAUUCUUCAUUCUUUAUCAAGUGAAUAGUCACUAUUCUUUCUCUACCCCUAUCUCCUACAAUUUUUAAAUCUAUAUUUGUAUGAUCCUUUACAAAAAAAUACUCAUGCUUUUAGUUCUAUUAGGAAACCUCAAGUUCUCUUUAUAAAAAUCCAAAGCUCUCUGAUUUUAUUAGUGUUGUACUUGUUGACUGUGGCUUGA
Spirodela intermedia is the source of this 2522-nucleotide messenger RNA. Lineage: Eukaryota; Viridiplantae; Streptophyta; Magnoliopsida; Alismatales; Araceae. The record is from the annotation of a GenBank genome assembly.